Hyla sarda is the source of this 1078-nucleotide messenger RNA. RefSeq names its product profilin family member 4 (gene PFN4). The transcript has 5 exons. Gene Ontology annotation, molecular function: actin monomer binding. NCBI's taxonomy places the organism in Eukaryota, Metazoa, Chordata, Amphibia, Anura, Hylidae. The record is from RefSeq and is a predicted model, not a curated record. Gene Ontology annotation, cellular component: cell cortex. Bases 145 to 528 code for a protein of 127 amino acids.
GUUGCGAGAAAAGAGUUGGGGGCGGGGUUAAACGGAACUUGGCCGGCCAAUCGGGAGUGUCGUGAGGGGUAGCCACGUCUUCUGCAGAUCCGCAUGCGAUGUAGUGUGUGAAUGAGGUGCAGGGGAGCGGAAUAGAGAGUAGCAAUGAACCAGAUUCAGAACCUGUUGUACGAUGCCCUAAUAAAGACUCAGCAUGUGGAGAGCGCGGCCCUCAUCAAAGUAAAAGAAGCCAUCGCCUUGACGUCACCAGGAUACCAUCUACAGCCCCAACAAGUCAAUGGGAUUAUCGAUGCAUUUAAGAACCCUGCAGCCCUUAGAAGAGAAGGGUUACAUUUUCGAGAGAAGAAUUACAAGUGUAUUCGUGCUGAUAAAAAUUCCAUCUAUGCAAAAUGUGAUAAUGAUGGAGUCAUAAUGAUAAAAACCAAGGCCAAUAUCCUCCUUGCUACAUACCGUGAUGGCAUGUACCCUAGUGUGUGUGUGGAGGCAACUGAGAAGCUUGGAUGUUAUUUCCGUGAGAAGGAAAUAUGACUGCAGACAACAGACAUUAUUGUGGAGAUACAAGUGCAGAUACACUGCUGGACAUCAUGUGAGAGGCAGAAAUUCAUAUCCUUAAGAAAUUAUUUUUGUCUUUUUUCAUGAUUCUUGGCUAUAAAACAAUUCACCAAAGAUGGUGCUAGAAAGUUUGAGAAGCUUUUUUCUUUUUUUUCUUCUGCAUUAAAUGUCUUUAUCAUAAAAAGUAUGUGAACCUUUGCUUUCAGUAAUGUAUGUCAUUCUCAGGCUAUAUUCAUCACUGUGUCUGUUUAUUGCUGUCACGUUAUUAAUUUUGGGAGGAUUUCGUGUAUGAGCGCAAAUCUUCAUACUAUUAAGGUUUUGUCUUCCAAAACCAUAACUUUAUUGUUCUGUUGACAUAGCCAAAUAAGGGCAUGUUUCAACUUGUACCAAAGUUUUACAUUUUUGUGAGGUGAGCCAUGGUCUUUAACUUUAACUUUUUUUUUACAACUUUUUAAUUAAAUAAAAUUUCUUUCUGUUUUUUUUAUCAUUUACAUUUUACUAAUGUUAUAAUUUGAUACCAAUAUCA